GUCACUCCGGCCGCGCGGCGGCCGAGCCGGCUCCGCGCUCCUCUGCCCGGACGCCGGAGCCCGAGCCGAGCCUGACCCGCACCGGCCGCGCCCGCGAGCCGCAGGGUGGGAUGCGCGCCGCGAGUGCGCGUGCCCGCCCGCAGUGCGCGCGCCCCGGCCCGAACGAGCGCUCCCCGCGGCAGCGGCGGCGGCGGCGGCGGCGGCGACGCGGCCCGCGCGCUCCCCCAGCCCCUGCCCCGGCUGUGCGGGGCCUCGCCGGGCCCAGGGGCGGCGCAGCCGAGCGGGCGCGCUGAGCGCGGCACGGGUCCCCCGGGCGCCCCGGGCGCGAGCGAGAGCGAGGCACCACUCCAGCUGAGGACACCACUCUGAGUGAGAGCCACAGUCCCCGUCCAUGCAUCACUGGCAGUCCUGGCAGCCGUCUCUGGAGGUCUGGCACCAUGCCUGGACACCCCAAACUCUAGGCCAUAUCCCAGGCCAUCGGAGCAACCCCUGGCCACUUCAGGGGUCACUCCCUCCCCUCCGUCCACUGCCCCACCAUGGCCGGGGACCGGCUUCCACGCAAGGUAAUGGAUGCUAAGAAGCUGGCCAGCCUGCUGCGGGGAGGGCCCAGGGGGCCACUGGUCAUCGACAGCCGCUCCUUUGUGGAAUACAACAGCUGGCACGUGCUCAGCUCUGUCAACAUCUGCUGCUCCAAGCUGGUGAAGCGGCGGCUGCAGCAGGGCAAGGUGACCAUCGCAGAGCUUGUCCAGCCAGCUGCACGCAGCCAGGUGGAGGCCACGGAGCCACAGGACGUGGUUGUCUAUGACCAGAGCACAAGGGACGUCAGUGUGCUUGCCGCGGACAGCUUCCUUUCCAUCCUGCUCAGCAAGCUGGAUGGCUGCUUUGCCAGCGUGGCCAUCCUCACAGGCGGCUUUGCCACCUUCUCCUCCUGCUUCCCCGGCCUCUGUGAGGGCAAGCCUGCUGCUCUGCUGCCCAUGAGCCUCUCCCAGCCCUGCCUGCCCGUGCCCAGUGUGGGCCUGACCCGCAUCCUGCCUCACCUCUACCUGGGCUCUCAGAAAGAUGUCCUGAACAAGGAUCUGAUGACCCAAAACGGAAUAAGCUACGUCCUCAAUGCCAGCAACUCCUGCCCCAAGCCGGACUUCAUCUGCGAGAGCCGCUUCAUGCGCAUUCCCAUCAACGACAACUACUGUGAAAAGCUGCUGCCCUGGCUGGACAAGUCCAUUGAGUUCAUCGAUAAAGCCAAGCUGUCCAGCUGCCAAGUCAUUGUCCACUGUCUGGCUGGCAUCUCCCGGUCUGCCACCAUCGCCAUCGCUUACAUCAUGAAGACCAUGGGCAUGUCCUCGGAUGACGCCUACAGGUUCGUGAAGGACCGGCGCCCAUCCAUUUCACCCAACUUCAACUUCCUUGGCCAGCUGCUGGAGUACGAGCGCAGCCUGAAGCUGCUGGCCGCCCUGCAGGGCGAUGGGGUGCCCCACCCGGGGAUGGCCGAGCCCCUCCCAGGCCCCACAGCCCCACUGCCACCGCUGCCACCACCUACCUCAGAGAGCGCUGCCACGGGGAGCGCGGCGGCCAGGGAGGGCUCCCCGAGCGUGGGCGGGGAGCCCCCGGUGCCCUCCUCCGCGCCCGCCACCAGCGCGCUGCAACAGGGCCUGCGCGGGCUGCACCUCUCCUCCGACCGCCUCCAGGACACCAACCGCCUCAAGCGUUCCUUCUCGCUGGACAUCAAGUCGGCCUAUGCCCCCAGCCGGCGGCCUGACGAUCCCGGGCCCCCCGACCCUGGCGAGGCCCCCAAACUCUGCAAGUUGGACAGCCCGUCAGGGGGCGCACUGGGCCUGCCCUCCCCCAGCCCCGACAGCCCGGAUGCGCCGGAGACACGUCCGCGGCUCCGCCGUCGACCCAGGCCUCCAGCGGGCUCCCCGGCGCGCUCCCCCGCACACGGCCUCGCCCUGAACUUUGGGGACGCCAUCCGGCAGACUCCGCGGCACGGCCUGUCGGCCCUGUCGGCGCCCGGGCUGCCUGGCCCCAGCCAGCCGGCCGGCCCUGGGGGCUGGGCACCACCGCUGGACUCCCCGGGCACGCCGUCGCCUGACGGGCCCUGGUGCUUCAGCCCCGAGGGCGCGCAGGGCGCGGGCAGCGCGCGGUUCGCACCCUUCGGCCGGGUGGGCAUACAGGGCACGGGCGGCAGCGACCUACGGCGGCGGGAGGCGGCAAGGGCCGAGCCCCGGGACGCGCGGACCGGCUGGCCAGACGAGCCGGCCCCGGAGACACAGUUCAAGCGUCGAAGCUGCCAGAUGGAGUUCGAGGAGGGCAUGGUGGAGGGGCGCGCGCACGGCGAGGAGCUGGCUGCCUUGGGCAAGCAGGCCAGCUUCUCGGGCAGCGUGGAGGUCAUCGAGGUGUCCUGACGGCAGCCGGGAACCAACGCCCGGAGCCCUGCCUCUAGCCUUGGCUCCCACGGCGGGCAGCCAGCAGCUGGGCCCACCAUAAAUAUAUAUUAUAUAUAAUGCAAAGAAAGGUAAAUGGUUUUACUGCGAUUUUUAUCAAGAAGUAAAUAUUUCGAUUUUUUAUUUA
This is a messenger RNA of Manis javanica (Malayan pangolin), 2568 nucleotides long. RefSeq names its product dual specificity phosphatase 8 (gene DUSP8). Gene Ontology annotation, molecular function: MAP kinase tyrosine phosphatase activity; protein tyrosine/threonine phosphatase activity; MAP kinase tyrosine/serine/threonine phosphatase activity. Gene Ontology annotation, biological process: negative regulation of MAPK cascade; peptidyl-tyrosine dephosphorylation. The record is from RefSeq and is a predicted model, not a curated record. NCBI's taxonomy places the organism in Eukaryota, Metazoa, Chordata, Mammalia, Pholidota, Manidae. Gene Ontology annotation, cellular component: cytoplasm.